AUGGAUUCUGAGAUCCCCGAUGACGAUCGCUUCGUAGAGUUGUCGUCGAUUGAGGCGAUAUACCCGGAAAUCAAGAUCGAUCCGUCGACUCCCUUCCGAGCAUCGUUGGAUAUCCCCGUGAAGCCUUCGGCACCCCUGCGGGUUUGCUUUGAGCAGCACGCAGAAGCUGGGUCACCCACUGUUUUGACUCCUCCAAACUCUUUGGGUGCUGCCGAAGUUCGUUCCACACCUACGACGAAACCCGGCGACAACUCCUUCACUGUUGAUACCGGAAACGAUGUACACUUCCUUCCUCAUCUUCCCCCGAUUGCUCUCGUGGUCGAUCUUCCCGAAGGCUAUCCUUCUUUGCAGCCACCCAUUGUCAAAAUCAGCACCGAUCCAUCAUGGCUUCCUUCUUCAAUUGUUUCGGGUCUUUUGGAUGAUGGGAAACGCCUCUGGGAAGAAUGCGGGAAGGACCUGGUCAUAUUCACGUACAUUGACCAUCUUCAACAGCUCGCUGAGACGGCUUUCGGAAUCCAAGACAUCCCCAAUGGCGAGAUUCGGCUUCCCCGGGAGCUAAAGAUUUCUCUGCUGGACUUUAACAACAAGGCCGAGAAAGAGAAGUUUGAGCAGGAGACCUUCGAGUGCGGUGUCUGUUUGGAGCCCAAAAAAGGCGCCAAUUGCCACCGGUUGCUUCCCUGCUCUCAUGUGUUCUGUGUGCCCUGUCUUCAGGACUUUUACAAAACAUGUAUCACAGAAGGCGAUGUGGACAAUGUGAAAUGUUUAUCACCCGACUGUGGCAAGGAGCCAAAAACCGCUUCAAGUGGGGAAGCCACAGGGAAGAAACGGAAAAAGAACGACCGUACAUUGAGUCCCAGCGAGCUUCUCCAGAUCCCUUUGGAACAGGAAACAGUGCAGCGCUAUGUUUUUCUGAAGCGAAAGAAGAAGCUCGAGGCUGAUAAGUCGACGGUGUAUUGCCCCCGGCAAUGGUGUCAGGGCGCGGCUCGCUCUAAAAAACACCCGAAACCUACGGACCCCAUGGCAAAUGACCUGGAGGACUCUGACGAUGAAGACGACGAGGUCGCCUUUGACCCUCUUGGAGAUGAGGCCCAAUUACCCCCAAUGGCAGACCGUGUUGCUAUCUGUGAAGACUGCAAUUAUGCUUUCUGCAGUGUCUGUAAAAAAGGCUGGCAUGGCGAGCUGGUGCGCUGCUUCCCUCGGCGGGAGGCGGAACUGUCGGCAGAAGAAAAGGCUACAGAAGAAUAUCUGAAGAUGUACACCUCUCCUUGCCCGACAUGCAGCGCUCCUUGCCAGAAGCAAAUGGGAUGUAACCACAUGAUAUGCUUCAAGUGCGACACGCACUUCUGUUACCUCUGCUCCAGUUGGCUCUCGGAAGACAACCCUUACCGUCAUUUUAACGAGUUUGAUAGCGGGUGCUACAAUCGACUCUGGGACAUGGAAGGUGGCGACGGCAUUAAUCCGGAUGGUGCCGAGGCUCUCCACCGCAUUCCCGACCACCUUGUCGAUUUUGACGAGAGCGAUGACGAGGACCAGCCUGCAUGGCGUUUUCAGGGACAACCUCCACCUCCCGCCCCUGCGCCGCCGCGAGCUAACCAGGGCGCAAACGGUCCCAGGCACCGCGAAGGCGACGGGAAUGCAAACAACCUCGACGCGGCAGGCAUGGCGGCCGCCGCAGAGAGACAAGCCCAGGCACAAGCCAUCGCCGAAGUGCGAGGUCGUCCCGGUGCUGAUGGGCCCCGGCCGCAAGCCAAUGGAGAUGGCGUCGCUCGACCGGGACCAGUGAGACAUCCAGGACUCCAACGAUUCUUGGACUUGGUCCAAAACGACCGAGAAGACGAAUGGGACAGUGACGAACUUGACGAUGACUUUUAA
Messenger RNA from Aspergillus melleus, 1872 nucleotides. RefSeq names its product RBR-type E3 ubiquitin transferase. Gene Ontology annotation, cellular component: ubiquitin ligase complex; cytoplasm. Gene Ontology annotation, biological process: positive regulation of proteasomal ubiquitin-dependent protein catabolic process; ubiquitin-dependent protein catabolic process; protein polyubiquitination. The transcript has a single exon. NCBI's taxonomy places the organism in Eukaryota, Fungi, Ascomycota, Eurotiomycetes, Eurotiales, Aspergillaceae. The record is from RefSeq and is a predicted model, not a curated record. The coding region runs from base 1 to 1872 and encodes 623 amino acids. Gene Ontology annotation, molecular function: ubiquitin protein ligase activity; zinc ion binding; ubiquitin conjugating enzyme binding.